CCUGUGGGAAACCUUGGUCAGAGAAGCCCUUCUCCACACUGGGCCCAGACCCUGUGGCUGACCUGAAGGGGAUGAAGGGAGGUGGGGAGCCCGCCCUCACCUGGCCGGCUUAGAGGUCUGUGCCUGAAAUUCCACCGUGAUGGCUUCCUUUGGGUUUCAGGUGCCACCCAGCCUGAACUUUCUCAUUAAAUAGAAAUGUUACCCUGAGGGGCAAUGAUGUUAUCAUCGAGAGUCCUUAAUAACCAGGUAGAAGACAGAGAGGGAGGGGCCGGAAGGACUUCUGGACUCUUAGUCAAAGGAAGCUGAGUCGGCUUUGAAGGCAGGGAAGUGGAGAGGGAUGGAAGAAACUCGAGCGCCCAAGCUGCAGCGGACUUGUCUGGAGCCUAUGGGGGUUUGGGAGGCCGCUGUUCUUAAGAGGGGCUCACGUUUAUUAAGCACCUUCUUUGUCUCAGGUUCUGUCCUCAGCAGUGACCAGCAGGACCUCUCUGAACCCAUCAGGUUCGAUGAGGACCCCCCUCCCCGCAUGACCUGCCGUGCAUUCAAGCACCUCUUCCCACCAACAUACGGAGCCCCUGGAGCGCUGGACAAUUCGGGGGACAGAGCAGGCAGUGCUGAGCCCGGCAGAGGAAUGACCCACGUAAAGGGAUGGAGGGGCAGAUUUGAUUGCGCGCGCGAUGCUGCCACCUCGGGGCUGCACUGGGGCCCGAGGCUGCGGGUCGGAGAUGCCAGGGGACGCCUCUCAGACGGCCGGGGUGUCAGAGGGCGCCCCGGACGAGAGGCUGCGAGGGUGGGGACGCAGCUCUCCGCAAAGGGCUCCAGCCCUUCACCGGGGCCCCACUGGCCUCCCCCAUGCGCGGCUCCGAAGGCCCCGGCACCCCAGCUCUCCCAUCUUCGGGCCUUCCUUCAGGCCGUGCCCUCGGCCGGGAACAUUUCCUCCCCCCAGGCAACCCCUCGUCCUCCCGGUGGCCUCCCCCACCUGUCCAGCCGCCCCUGGGCAGAGCUUCUGCUGUGUCGUCCGGUUUCCCCGGAGCGUCAUCGCCCGGUGUACAGCAUUGCCCUCGGGGGCCCGCAGCCUCUCCUCCCACCCAGGGGGCUGAGGUGCGGUGCAGGAUGCGGGAACAGGCGUCAAAUAACCUGGAACAUCUCCUGGAGCAGCGCGGAUGAGGGCGGGCGAAUAAGCCCACACCGACUGGGCGCACACCCGCUCUCGGAGCACUCAUUCUCAGGGACGUGUCCUGCCUCACUGCCUGGGUUAGUCCCCAAAGCAGCAUUCAGCAGCAGCGGCGACAGGAGGUCCUGGUUCCAUCCCAGAAGGAAUGGGUGUUGGAUUUCAUCAAACGCCUGCUCAGCACCUGUCGGACACUCGUGCGGUGAAAGAGGAUUCUCUACAAUUCAGCAGCUGAGGCUCAAAGAGGUCAAGUCACUUGCCCAGGGUCACACAGUGGCAGGUGACAGAGUAGGCCAUGCUCUUUGUCCAUGUCCCCAAGUGCUGUCUGCUCUGAAUGCUUGUGACCUUGCAGCUCCUGGGACAUCUCGCACCCCUGGGCCCCUACCAGGCCUUACCCAGCCCUUGCCCCUGGGCCACACAGCCUCUGUGGCCCCCACGUCCCACUCUCGUUCAGGAGGAGCUGAGUCAGCUCAGCAGCCACCCGUGUUCCUCCUGUAAACACAGACUGAAGCCAUGGGAGACAGGCCUGGGGUGAGCGGGGGCCUGGGCAGGCCCAGGCCCACAGACCUAGCAGGUAGAAGAAAAGACAUUUUUCUUCCCCUCUCUGAAGAGACUUGAAAGAGCGGGGAGCAGGUAGACACCUCCAGGCCCAGGCAGGGCUUCGUCCGGUGGAUCCGAAGUGGGCACAGAGAGGGCCAGUGGGCAUCUGGCUCAGAUGAGGAGCCUGGAGCUGUGAGUCAAGUUCAUCCUGGCCAUCCCAGGUCCCUGUGUGACCUAGACAGGGCCUGGUGCCUCUGUGUUUGUGCUGGCUGAGGUGGAGACCCCCGAGGAAGCCCCCUGGGGGUCCAGGCUGGCACAAAGGCCGGCAGCAAGGGAGGAGCAGGCCCUCUCUGCUUCCAGGCCUGGGUGCCACCUCCAGGCCGUGCCUGCCUGGCCCCCGCCCGGAACAGCUGAGCCUGCAGGUGUCUCAGAGCCCCAGCAGGCCCAGCAUGCAUCACUGAGACUCUGCCCAGGCUGCAAGUUGCAUGUGCAUUGUCUCAUUAAACUGAAAUUAACUUACCGUGAUGAAAUUCUCCGAGCAAUCCUACCUGGAAAAAGCCAGGCUCGUCUCCAUGGUGGGUGCUUCACACACCAUCUCAUUUACCCCAUGUUACAG
Messenger RNA from Artibeus jamaicensis (Jamaican fruit-eating bat), 2324 nucleotides. RefSeq lists its product as uncharacterized. Lineage: Eukaryota; Metazoa; Chordata; Mammalia; Chiroptera; Phyllostomidae. The transcript is spliced from 3 exons. The record is from RefSeq and is a predicted model, not a curated record. The coding region runs from base 338 to 1666 and encodes 442 amino acids.